GUGGCGCUGUUUAGGCCACUGUUCCAACGUAGCGGCAACUCCGACACCGGUGCUCCACGCGAAGAAGAACCCCAAACAGAAAGUACAAGAAUUCUCUUCGUUGGGUACUACAACAACUUACGCUUUUCCAUCGAAGGGUAGUUAUUAGCUGACGAAGAAAUGUCUCGCAGAUAUGAUUCCCGUACAACCAUAUUUUCUCCUGAAGGCCGCCUGUAUCAGGUGGAAUAUGCAAUGGAAGCAAUCGGCCAUGCCGGAACGUGUCUCGGCAUUCUGGCAAACGAUGGGGUGCUGCUAGCAGCAGAGAGACGCAACAUCCACAAACUGUUGGAUGAGGUCUUUUUCUCUGAGAAGAUCUACAAGCUCAAUGAAGACAUGGCUUGUAGUGUCGCUGGUAUCACAUCAGAUGCUAAUGUGCUGACAAAUGAACUGCGUCUAAUUGCACAGAGGUAUUUAUUGCAGUACCAGGAGCCAAUCCCUUGUGAGCAGUUGGUGACAGCACUGUGUGACAUCAAGCAGGCUUACACCCAGUUUGGAGGCAAGAGGCCGUUUGGAGUGUCGCUCUUGUACAUAGGCUGGGACAAACACUACGGCUUCCAGUUGUACCAAAGUGACCCCAGUGGCAACUAUGGCGGCUGGAAGGCAACAUGCAUCGGCAACAACAGCGCUGCUGCAGUUUCCAUGUUGAAGCAAGACUACAAAGAAGGAGAAAUGACCCUCUCCUCAGCUUUGGCACUAGCCGUCAAAGUUCUAAACAAAACUAUGGAUGUCAGCAAGCUUUCUGCAGAGAAAGUGGAGAUCGCCACCCUAACACGGGAGGACGGCAAAACAAAGAUCAAGGUGCUGAAACAGAAAGAGGUAGAGGAGCUGAUCAAAAAACACGAGGCUGAGGAGGCCAAGGCUGAGAAAGAUAAAAAGGAAAAGGAGCAGAAGGAAAAGGAUAAAUGAACCAUAUGACAUUCCAUCAUGUCAGAGAACCUUGUAUUGUUUUGUCUUUUACAUUAAAAGUUUGGAAAUUGCG
Syngnathus typhle (broad-nosed pipefish) is the source of this 1018-nucleotide messenger RNA. RefSeq names its product proteasome 20S subunit alpha 4 (gene psma4). Gene Ontology annotation, cellular component: nucleus; proteasome core complex, alpha-subunit complex; cytosol. NCBI's taxonomy places the organism in Eukaryota, Metazoa, Chordata, Actinopteri, Syngnathiformes, Syngnathidae. Gene Ontology annotation, biological process: ubiquitin-dependent protein catabolic process. The transcript is spliced from 9 exons. The coding region runs from base 160 to 945 and encodes 261 amino acids. The record is from RefSeq and is a predicted model, not a curated record.